UCUUGCCUGGCCCAAAACAACUUGUUGAGCACCAGAAGCAGCCAGCGCAGCGCCCGCUUUGUUGGUCCACGCACACGCACUUAUAGGGACUCACACGUCACCAGGUUGAAGCAGUCCCACCCACUAGCUCAAGAACAAAAGCCCAAGAUGCGCCAGCUGAAGGGAAAGGUCAAGGAGACGCGGAAGCAGAAGAAGGAGCGCAAGCUGGACAACCUCGAGAGCCAGGCGAAAAUCCGGACCGUGGUUCUGCCGGCGGUGGGCGUUCUGGCGGUCUUUCUGGUGCUUUUCGUCUACCUGAAGACCCGCCCCGCGGUCCUGGCCUGACGGAAGGGAGCCUAGCCAUAAGUUGUCGCUGGUGCGGCGGGAAAGUGCAAUUGAUUUGAUGUUAGCACGCGUAGCUUUAGCAGUACCAUAAAUCGCAGUUCGUCCAAAUAA
Drosophila biarmipes is the source of this 435-nucleotide messenger RNA. RefSeq names its product single-pass membrane and coiled-coil domain-containing protein 4 homolog. The transcript has a single exon. The record is from RefSeq and is a predicted model, not a curated record. The coding region runs from base 148 to 324 and encodes 58 amino acids. NCBI's taxonomy places the organism in Eukaryota, Metazoa, Arthropoda, Insecta, Diptera, Drosophilidae.